Molecule: messenger RNA, 981 nt
Organism: Stomoxys calcitrans (stable fly)
Lineage: Eukaryota; Metazoa; Arthropoda; Insecta; Diptera; Muscidae
Product: putative carbonic anhydrase 3
Exons: 3
Coding region: 1-873 (290 amino acids)
Cellular component (GO): cytoplasm
Molecular function (GO): carbonate dehydratase activity; zinc ion binding
Source: RefSeq, a predicted model, not a curated record
AUGGCCUUUAAGGGUUUAAAAUUUUUAAUCCUGCUCUAUGCAGUUUUUGACUUAGCCAAUGCAUGGACCUACAGUGAACAGGAUCAAUGGUCUGCAGAAUAUCCUACCUGUGGCUCCAAUCAACAAUCACCAAUUGCCAUUAAUUCGAUGGAGGCAGGUGCCAAAACUCAUCCACCCAUCAAAUAUGACAACUAUAAGCAGCCCUUCAAUGUAAUCAUAACCAACAAUGGUCAUUCCGCUGAGAUAAAGAUGCCUGAGGAUGCUGUCAAACCUCGAAUUUCUGGGGGACCAUUACCCGCAGAUGAGACCUAUCAAUUUGAAAAUCUACACUUUCAUUGGGGAGCCAAUAAUAGCUUGGGCUCGGAACAUGUCCUAAAUAAUCGUCGCUAUCCUAUGGAAGUGCAUGCUGUUCACUACAACACAAAAUACGCCAAUUUAGAGGAGGCCAUUCAACACUCCGAUGGUGUGACUGUUGUCACCGCCUUCUAUCAGAUAAAUUCCUUCCAGCGUUUGGCUGCCUUGCAGAAUGUAAGCUACGCAUUGUCAGCCAUAAUUGAAUACGAAACGACAACGAAAAUUGCCAACUUCAAAUUGUCCGGCAUGUAUGGGGGCAUUGAUACUACCAGUAAACGGGUCUACUACACCUAUGCUGGUUCGUUGACAACUCCACCUUGCUCGGAGGCGGUUACCUGGAUUAUAUUCCCCAAUCCAGUGUCUGUCACCUCGAAUCAAUUGAAGCCUUUCCGCAAGUUAAGGGAUGAACAUGGAGGAAUUUUGGUCAAUAAUUUCCGCCAGCUGCAUAAUCUUAAUGGCCGAAAGAUUUAUUUAAAUCGUCCUGGACAAAAAGAACCUCGCAUCGAUGAAGACAUAUGAAGUGACGGUGAGAGGAUAAACUGAUCUCAACGAUUAAGUGACUUAUAUAUUUUAUUGUCAAUAGAUAAAUACUUUUGAAUAAACACAUUAGCAAAGUUGAAAAACUAA